GUUGCACAGCAGGUACCACUGAUCUGUGACUCGCAACGACACCGGAUACCGUCAAUCGGGGUCGAUCGCGCAUUGCGAUUGGUCCAGCACGAUGCAACCUUGUUCGCGUUCGGGGCAUGUUACAGAACCACGCUAGCCACGCGUCCCAGCCACAGCUCAUAUAAAUGCUGGCGGCAAUGCGCCGCUUCUCCAGUCGACCGCCCGUCGACAUACUAGUGAGACAUUCCAACCGCCAUUCCUGCCCUUAGCCCUGUCGCUGGUCUAGUCAUUCCUCCGCCAGCCCUCUACCCACAGCAACCGAGUCCCCUUCCCGUUGCCGAUGAAUCAAUUGUUCCUUGCGACUUUAGAGUGUACGAGCAAAUCCCCACAUCGAUGAUCGCCACGGCCAGGCUUCCGGAAAACAGCCAAUCCGCCCAACAUAUACUUCCCCACGAGACUUCAUUCGCCGCAUCUGCUCACUUCGUGAUACCGAGAGGCAUGUCUGAAAUCGCGUCAGGAGGUGACGGAGGGAGCGACGGAUUCAGUGGCGCGCGGUCCGGCAGCUCGUCCUCGAGCUCGAGUCCCCCGUCGCAGUCGACUGGAGGAGAGCAUGCGUCGCACACCGUAAUCAACCAGGUCGUCAUCCCGGUCUGCGUGGCCAUCGUGCUCGCCCUCUUCAUCGGCCUCCUCGUCCGUUGGAUCAUAAAGCUCCGCCGGAGCUCCCGGGCGCGCGCGGCGAGAACGGUGCUUCCGACCGUCGCAGAAAAACCUGAGCUGUUCGACGUGCAGCUCGAGUCCCCUCCCCCUGUCUAUACGGCCAACGCAAGAUGGACUCAUAUCAGGCCGUUGUCGGCCAAGUACAUCCCGCAGGAUUUAUAUGACAUCGAGCAGGCGGUCGCUGCGAACAUGUCGUCAUACCCGGGCACUCCCGCUUCAAGUCGCCCGGUCAGCAUGCAGACCUCGUCGUCGCACUCGUCGUCCGCAAGCAAGGGAUCGAAGCCAGGAGAGGAUGGGCGUCUUCGUGUGGCAGUGGCUAUAGCGAUGCCGUCGCCGAGGCUUCCCGCCGACGAUAAGAAGGGGAAAGAGGCGUCGCAAGAGCCUCCACCGCUGUACCUCGGAGUGGCCGAUCUUCCAUGGCAAGCGACGAAGCUUGAGGCGUAAUAUGACUGCUGAUUUAUUUUUGGGAUCAUGACAUCUGUUCGUACAAGUCACUUUGAUGUUUUGUUAAAUGCGAGACGAACCAAUGUUCUAAUUGCUCGUGAAUUCUUCCUUGCUACGAGCUGGAAGACAGAAAGUCUCAUUGGGUAGCGAUCCUGUUUGCGAAGUUGUCAAUCGUUAGGUGGCGACAUGGAUCAGAUCAACACUGACUGCGA
Rhodofomes roseus is the source of this 1352-nucleotide messenger RNA. RefSeq lists its product as uncharacterized. The coding region runs from base 373 to 1140 and encodes 255 amino acids. The transcript has 3 exons. NCBI's taxonomy places the organism in Eukaryota, Fungi, Basidiomycota, Agaricomycetes, Polyporales, Fomitopsidaceae. The record is from RefSeq and is a predicted model, not a curated record.